AUGUCAAGAAAUUUGAUAAAAGAGGGGAUGAAGAAAGUAGUUGGGCGUUGGAGAAAGAAGGAGUACUCUAGGUUUCCUAUACUUGAAGGGCAUCCAAUUGCACAACAACAUGGAGAACAAGUUGUAAAGUCUGUUCGGAACCUCAAAAGAGGUGAUGAUAAAUGUAAGGAAUUCAGAAUUUAUAGAUGGAGUCCUCAUAAUCCAAACCAAAAGCCCUAUUUUCAGUCUUUCUUUCUUCACCUUACCUCUUGUGGCCCAAUGGUUCUAGAUGCAUUGCAAAAGAUAAAAGGAGAGGUAGAUUCGAGUUUAACUUACAGGAGAUCAUGUAGAGAAGGGAUAUGUGGAUCAUGCGCGAUGAACAUAAAUGGCGUUAAUACAGUAGCAUGUCUCAAGCCUAUUGAUACGGAUACGAGCAGGCCAAUGACCAUAACUCCUCUUCCUCACUUAUUUGUCAUCAAAGAUUUGGUCGUCGAUCUCUCUGAUUUCUAUCAGCAGUACAAGUCCAUUGAGCCAUGGCUAAAGACACGAAAUCCCCCGCCAGACGGGAAAGAGUAUAGGCAAACACCAGAAGAAAGGAAGAAGCUUGAUGGCUUAUACGAAUGUAUAUUAUGUGCUUGCUGCACUGCUUCUUGCCCUUCUUAUUGGUGGAAUCCUGAGGAGUUCCUUGGACCUGCAGCCUUGAUCAAUACCUAUCGAUGGAUCUCCGACAGUCGAGAUGAUUUUGCAGAUGAGAGAUUGCAGGCAAUAACAGAGGACGAAAGGCGUUUAUAUCGAUGCAGGGCAAUAGGAAAUUGCACAGCAUGUUGCCCUAAGAGCCUUAGACCUUCUGAGGCCAUAAGCAAGAUGAAGACCAAGCACUUAACUGGGAUACCAGUGGAGACUCUAAGCAAUAAUAUGAAGACUAGCCACUAA
Messenger RNA from Solanum verrucosum, 912 nucleotides. RefSeq names its product succinate dehydrogenase [ubiquinone] iron-sulfur subunit 3, mitochondrial-like. The record is from RefSeq and is a predicted model, not a curated record. Gene Ontology annotation, molecular function: electron transfer activity; 2 iron, 2 sulfur cluster binding. The transcript is spliced from 4 exons. NCBI's taxonomy places the organism in Eukaryota, Viridiplantae, Streptophyta, Magnoliopsida, Solanales, Solanaceae. Gene Ontology annotation, cellular component: mitochondrion. Bases 1 to 912 code for a protein of 303 amino acids. Gene Ontology annotation, biological process: tricarboxylic acid cycle; aerobic respiration; respiratory electron transport chain.